GUUUUCCGUUGAUGCACCGCUCGUGCACGCGACUUUGAUGCUCGCGCACUGUACGUGUCGACACAUCGACUGAGACGCGGAAAUCGAGUGGCGGCGACCUAAAAAAGAUGUGGAAGUCAGUGGUGGGGCACAAUGUGAGCAUGAAGGUGGCCGCAGAAGGUGACGACUGGGAGACCGAUCCGGACUUUGAGAAUGACGUAUCGGAACAAGAGCAGAGAUGGGGGGCCAAGACCAUUGAAGGUUCUGGCCGCAAAGAGCCCAUCAGUGUUGCAGAACUGAGGCACAAAGUGGCAGUGGAGCACGAGCAGGUGAAACAUCAGGAGAUGACUCCAAAAGCGUCGUACGGCUACGGAGGCAAGUUCGGCGUGGAGACGGACCGCAUGGACAAGGCGGCGGUGGGGCACGACUACGUGGCUCAGGUGCAGCAGCACAGUUCCCAAAAAGAUGCAGCCAAGGGAUUCGGCGGGAAGUUUGGCGUGGAGAAAGAUCGGCGCGACAAGUCUGCUGUGGGUUUUGAGUACAAAGGAGAAGUCAAGCAGCACGCGUCCCAGAAAGAUUACGCCAAAGGCUUCGGGGGCAAAUACGGCGUGGAAAGGGAGAAAGUGGAUAAAGCCGCCCUGGGCUACGACUACAAAGGGCAAACGGAGAAGCAUCAGUCGCAAAGAGAUUAUUCCGCGGGCUUCGGAGGUCGAUACGGAGUACAGUCGGAACGCAUGGAUAAGAGCGCAGCCGGGUUCUCCGACAGGGACGCCCCAGCCUCCGCUUACGAGAAGACCCAGCCGAUAGAAGCCUCCAGCGCCAACGCCGCCAAGAUGAAGGCCCGUUUCGAGAGUCUAGCCAAGGCCUCGGACGAGGAGAACAGCAGGAGAGUGGAAGAAGAGAAGAACAGGAGGAAGGAGAGAGAGAAACGAGAACGACAGGAAGCGGAGCGCAAACAGCAGGAGCAAAAGAGCAAAGAGGAGCCACUUCAUCUUGAAGAUGUUCCACAAGUGCUUGCAGAGUGUGAAGCUUCACCGGAGAUCAGACAGAACACACUGGAAGAACCACAGUUAACACCGGAACCAGAGUUGAAAACAUUUGACGACGCGCCUCCGGCUUUACCUUCGCGCUUGGACCACUUCCUGCACUCGGACCUUCCCCCUGACGAUAUUUACGACCAAGUCACGGCAGAAGAGCAGGACGGCGGCAACGAGUACGAGGAGGCUCCGCCGCCGCUGCCGCCUGUGCUGGAAGAGGGAGGCGAUGAGUACGAAGAACUCGAGCCGCCAGCAGCUUGCUCAGAUGUCUACGAGGACCUGUCAGCCGGCAUCCAAGCCGUCGCCAUUUUUGACUAUCAAGGCGAGGACGUGGACGAGAUCUCCUUCAACCCGGACGACGUCAUCACCGACAUCGAGAUGAUCGACGAGGGCUGGUGGAAGGGACGCUGCCACGGACGCACUGGGCUUUUUCCAGCCGCCUACGUCCAGCUCGUGCAGUGAGAUGUCGACGCCCAGCGCCGGGCUCGCCGCAAUCCGUAAGCCGAGCACUAUAGUCAGACAACUCUUAGAUUUGAUGGUUCAGUUGUUUAUAUCGAAAGACGUGCAUUUAAGCAGACAUAAAGGAAAUCAAAAUA
This is a messenger RNA of Syngnathus typhle (broad-nosed pipefish), 1612 nucleotides long. It is a transcript of the gene hcls1, whose product is annotated as hematopoietic cell-specific Lyn substrate 1. Gene Ontology annotation, molecular function: actin filament binding. Gene Ontology annotation, biological process: regulation of actin filament polymerization. The record is from RefSeq and is a predicted model, not a curated record. The transcript is spliced from 14 exons. NCBI's taxonomy places the organism in Eukaryota, Metazoa, Chordata, Actinopteri, Syngnathiformes, Syngnathidae. Gene Ontology annotation, cellular component: cortical actin cytoskeleton; actin filament; plasma membrane. Bases 108 to 1478 code for a protein of 456 amino acids.